AUGUCGCCGAAGAAUGAAGCUGAACGAGAGUAUAUGUCAGGAGUGCCAUAUGUGAAUGCCGUUAGUAGCUUGAUGUAUGCAAUGGAAGAUAGUCAGUAUCUGGUUGGAUAUUGUGACUCGGAUUAUGCGGGUGAUUUGGACAAGCGUAGAUCAACUACUGGUUAUUCAACGGUUGCUUUGUCUACUGCUGAGGCAGAGUACAUGGCAAUUACGGAGGCUGUAAAGGAAGCAAUUUGGCUUCAAGGGCUGCUUAGAGAGCUUGAUCUAGGACAUCAGGCAUCAUUUUCGCAAAGCAAAUUCAGUAGCUCAUCUUUUGGCAACAAAAACCAAGACCAGAGCUUGGCUUUGCAGCAAUUGAAGCUUAAACUGACCAUAGAUGAAUCUUCUUCUUCUGAUUGUGAAUCCAAUGGUCACCUUCCCUACCCAAAGACAAUUUCCUGGAAUAAAAGCACUGAUUGCUGUACCUGGGAUGGAGUAACGUGUGAUAGAAUUACAGGUCAAAUAACUGGGCUUGAUCUUAGUUGCAGCCAACUUCAUGGGACAAUUGAUUCCAACAGCACCCUCUUCCAACUUUCUCAUCUGCUAAAGCUUAAUUUAGCAUACAAUGAUUUCUCCCCUUCCCAAAUUUCAAGCAAAUUUGGCUGGUUUCCAAGUUUGGCACAUCUUAAUCUCUCGCAUUCAGGCUUUUCAGGCAAAAUCCCUUCAGAAGUAUCAUACCUAUCUAAGUUGAUUUCACUUGAUCUUUCCGCAGGUCUUGAGGAGUUGAGAUUUGGACCUCACACUUUCAAAUUGCUCCUUCAAAACUUAACCCAACUAAAAGAGCUUCACCUCACCUCUACAUACAUCUCUUCAGCACUGCCAUCAAACUUCUCCUCUUCCUUGGAAGUCCUGAAUCUUCUUAGCACCGAAUUGUCUGGGAAAGUCCCAGAUCACAUUUUUCAUUUACGAAGAUUGCAAAUCCUUAACCUAGGGAGCAACUUGUAUCUCAAAGGGCAUUUGCCAAAAAUGCAAUGGAACAGUAGCAGCUCUUUAAAGGAGUUAGAUCUUUCUUCAUCAGGCUUUUUCGGGAAUGUACCAGAUGCUAUUGGUCAUCUCAGCUCUUUAAGUUUCCUAGAUUUCUCAAGUUGCUACUUCUCUGGAACCAUUCCUCAAUCUAUAGGGAAUCUAACAAAGCUCAAUAAUUUGCGCCUCUUCUCGAACAACUUCAAUGGUUCACUGCCAUCAACAAUCUCAAAUCUGGUGCAACUUGUUGAAUUUGAUAUUUCAUCUAACAACUUUAGUGGUGAUAUUCCAAAUAUUUUCAGUAACUUCACCAAGCUCAAAUCUUUAUCCCUUGCAGAUAACUUGUUCACAGGGUUGUUUCCAUCCUCAGUUACAAACCUAACAAAGCUGGAGAGUUUAAUACUCUCUAAUUGUUCAAUUGCUGGUCCUAUUCCUUCUAUCGCCACUGGAUUCCCAAACCUCAUUUUGCUCUUCCUAUCAGAUAACUUGCUUACUGGGGAAAUACCAUCUUGGAUAUUUGAUCUUCCUUCCUUAAAAUUCUUACAGAUGAGAGCCAAUCAUCUUACUGGUCAACUUAAGGAAUUUGGAUACAACUUGCUAGAAGUUCUUGAUGUUGGUGACAAUAAGCUGCAUGGACCUAUCCCAAGAUCAUUCUCCAAACUUGUGAACUUGACAACACUAGAUCUUUCUACGAACAACCUUUCUGGUGGUCUAGACAUUGGUAUGUUUUCAAACUGCAAACAACUUAGACGUCUUGGUCUUUCUUUUAACAAUCUGUCGGUGUUUUCCAGCCACAAACAUAUGGCCUUGCCGAGUUCUAUUGGAAGAUUGUAUGCAUCUUCCUGCAAUAUAAGGGAAUUAAAUUUCUUACAAGCUGCAACGAGAAUUGGUCAAUUAGAUCUUUCCAACAACAAGAUCUAUGGCAAAAUUCCUGAUUGGGCGUGGUCUGAUUGGCAAAGCUCAUUGUUUUAUCUGAAUCUUUCAAGCAAUUUUCUAACUGCUAUUGACCCACUUCAUGACUUUGAAAAUCUUGUUUAUCUUGAUCUUGGAUCGAACUUGAUUCAAGGAGAAGUACCUGCUCCACCUCCCUAUAUGUUCAUCUUCAUAGUGUCAAACAACAACUUCUCUGGGAAAUUACCUUCACCACUAUGCAAAAUGAGUUCCCUAAUGAUUCUUGAUUUGUCCAAUAACAGCCUGACUGGAGUUAUUCCAAAAUGUUUAGUAAACAUGAGCAGAAAUCUCUCAGUAGCGCUGGAGGUACUUGAUCUUGGAGAAAAUUCCUUGAAUGAUACAUUUCCCAAAUGGCUGGGAACACUUCCUAGGCUACAGAUUCUAAGUUUGAGAUCCAAUAGGUUACAUGGCCCCGUUACCACUUCUAUAAACCAAGUUUUGUUCUCUAAGUUGAAAAUCCUUGAUCUCUCUUAUAAUGACUUCACUGGAAAUUUAACAGAAAGGUUUUUCAGGAAUUUGAAAGCCAUGACGAUUGUAGAUCCAAGGGGAACUCCCCUAACGUAUAUUGGAGAAUAUCUAUACCAUGAUUCCCUGACAGUGGCUAUAAAAGGGCAGCAGCUCCAACUUGUGAGGAUUCUUUCUAUUUUCACAACCAUUGAUUUCUCACAUAACAAAUUUGAAGGUGAUAUACCAAAAUCCAUUGGCAAUCUUGGUUCACUUCGAGGAUUGAAUUUGUCCCAUAACAGCCUUAUGGGUCCUAUUCCUCAGUCCUUUGAGAAUUUAUCUGUUCUUGAGUCAUUAGACCUGUCAUCAAAUCAACUCUCGGGGAAGAUUCCUCAAGAACUUGCGACUCUGAAAUUUCUUGCUGUCAUGAAUCUCUCAAAGAACCACCUGGUCGGACACAUACCUAGAGGUCAACAGUUCGAUACAUUUGAAAAUGAUUCAUAUUUAGGAAAUGCUGGAUUAUGUGGAUUUCCCUUGUCUAGGAGCUGUGCAGAUAGUGGGAUGCCGCAACAACCUCCUUCAUUUGAGGCCGAUGAAGAAGAAGAUGAUCGAGGUUUUAUGGAUUGGAGAGCAGUGGUAAUUGGAUAUGGUUGUGGAAUGGUAUUUGGAUUAUUUAUGGGAUAUGUCAUUUUCUUAACAGGGAGACCUAAAUGGUUUGUGAGAAUUGUCAACGAAGAAGGAUACAGGAUGGUUAAGAAAAUUGAAGCAAAGAGAAGACGUCUGAAAAGAAGACGAUGA
This is a messenger RNA of Nicotiana tabacum (common tobacco), 3195 nucleotides long. NCBI's taxonomy places the organism in Eukaryota, Viridiplantae, Streptophyta, Magnoliopsida, Solanales, Solanaceae. The record is from RefSeq and is a predicted model, not a curated record.